UACCGUUCAAAAACAUUUAGCCCGCUAGCGAAUUGGAUAAGGAUAGCAAUCUCGACUUCAACCCCGCUCGAGACUUUCUACUUAUCUCUUCGACAACAAGCAGGACCCAAUCGCUUUAUAUGCGAGCAUUUAAUCCAGCUAUGGGCUUCUAUUCUUGCAGCCAAAAUGCAGCAGUCUGUUCCUAAGCCAAGUGGGUCAGGAUUGCCCAAGCUGCGAGAGGAAGAAGAAUGGGCAGACAAUGAGAUCUAUUUAACGGAUGAUAAACAUAAAGUGUCUGAGCUACCAAAAUCUCCAAACUGCUCUUCAUUGAUUGCAUUGUAUUUGCAAGGGAAUUAUGAGCUGGCAGCUAUUCCCCCCCUAUUCUUUCGGCGCAUGGCCCUUCUCCAAGUAUUAGAUUUGUCCCAUACUAGCAUCAAAUCUUUGCCAAAAUCUCUUCCCAAGUUGGUUUCAUUAAAAAAGCUCUUGCUACGAGGUUGUGAACUCUUCAUGGAACUAUCACCUCAGGUUGGUAAACUUAAAAAUCUCGAGGAGCUUGAUCUUGAUGAAACUCAGAUCAUGCAUCUGCCAAGAAAGAUUGGAAAGUUAGUCAAGUCUUUGAGAGUAUCAUUUUAUCAUAUCUGUGGCAAAAAGGAGUCGAAAUCAAACUUUGUGAUUCACCCUCAGACAAUAUCAAUUCUUUCGCAACUUGCUGAAUUAAGCAUUGAUGUGAAUCCGGCAGACAAGAGGUGGGAUGAUUCUGUGGAAGCCGUUGUGAAGGAAGUAUGCAACUCAAAAACAGUGAAGACUCUUAGCUUGUACCUGCCUAAAUUCCAACUUUUAGAUAAUUUAUCAUCGAUGUAUCCUUCAUUGUCACACUUUAGUUUUACGGUUGGCCAUCAUAAAAGGAGAAUCAUAUCUCGUGUACCUCAUGAAGUUGAAGCAGAAUUCAGAAAUUGGGAUAAAUGCUUGAAGUUUGUGAAUGGUAUAAACAUCCCAAUCGAAAUAGAAGCGGUACUCAAAUAUUCUUCUUCAUUUUUCUUGGACAACCAUGCAACCGCUAUGAAUCUAUCUGAAUUUGGGAUCGAGAAUAUGAAAAGGCUAAAAUUUUGCUUGUUGGCAGAGUGUAAUAAGAUGGAAACCCUAAUUGAUGGAGAGAUGCAUGACGAAAGAAAUGAAGAUGGUCAAUCUGAAUCUGACACUGGUUCUGCAGAACAUGUGCUUGAAUCUCUAGAAUAUUUGAGCAUUUAUUACAUGGAAAAUUUAUGGAGUAUUUGGAGAGGACCAAAUCGUUGUGGAUGUAUGUCUAGGUUGAAAUUCCUAGCGCUGCAUACAUGCCCCCAGCUAAGACAUAUUUUCGCUCGUACUUUGCUUGAAAAUUUUGUCAACUUGGAGGAGAUUAUCGUUGAGGACUGCCCCCAAGUCACCAGCCUGGUAAGCCGUGCAUCUGUCAAGCCAAUGAUGUCAAAUAAAUUUCUCCCUAGUUUGAAAAGAUUGCUGCUUCUCUACCUUCCUGGACUGGUCAGCAUUUCUAAUGGUCUAUUAAUAGCACCAAAAUUAGAAAGCAUAGGCUUUUAUAAUUGCCCAAAGCUCAAAAGCAUAACAAAAAUGGAAUUGUCAAGCAAAACUUUGAAGAUAAUCAAAGGAGAAUGUCAGUGGUGGGAAGAUUUGAAUUGGAAUGAAACGGAGUGGGGAAAUCGGCCAGAUUAUCUGAUGCGUAUCUUUUGCCCUAUCAGUAAUGAGAAAGAUGUUAUGACCCAAUUGACAGAAGACAGGGAUCUACUUGAAGCUAUCAUACAAAAUGAAGCCCAACAAAAUGAUGAUGAAAAGUUGCUCGAAGUUUCAACACAAGAUCAUAAAGGCCAGUGCUCAGAUUAUAAGGAGGACAGAAUAACGGGGACAGACGGGACAAAGUCCCCUUCGUCAUGCAUACUUCCAUCCAAUUCAUGGACGGGGACGGACUUGACAAAUUCUUCUUCGUCAUGUAUACUUCCAUCCAAUCCUUUGAGGACGUUUGAUGCACCAAAACAAGCAUUGAGCUUUUUUUCAUCAGAGAAGAACAAGAGGCUAGAAGAUGGUUACUUUGAUCAGGCUGCAGAAAUUUGUGAAGUAGACGUUGAUGAAGAUGAACCUAAGGCCAAAAGAAGCAACUGUACUGAGAAUGAAAACAAGGGUGUCAUAGGUUCUGUGAGCAAAACUACAAGAGGGCAUAGAGUUGCAGUUCGAACCAGAAGCAACAGUGUGGUACUUGGUGAUGGUUAUAAAUGGAGGAAAUAUGGAAAGAAAAAGAAAUCUGUCAAGGGAAAUCCCCAUCUCCGGUGCUACUACAAAUGUUCGACAAUGGGUUGUCCAGCGAAGAAAAGGGUUGAGCGAGACUACCAAGAUACAAGCUUUUUGAUCACCACCUAUGAAGGGGUACAUAACCAUGGCUGUUAUAACAUGGGAUUGUAUAAUUUGCACACUCGACUUUGUAAUGAUCAUAGGGCCAAUUACGUGGAAGAUGCUGCUGAUUCAGGUUAUGAAGAUGUAUUUGAAGCACCAAUACAAGAUAUAGGUGUACAACCAGAAUAUGAAGGUAUUCCUGAAGCUUUGAUUCGAGAUGAAUCUCAACAAUCAGCAGACCCACAACCCUCAGAACUAGCAAUCAGAAUGUCAGAGUCACCACCUUCUCCUAUUGGAAGUACUCCCUGGAGUGAGGUCUAUGACUGUGAUUUCAAGGAACAGGAGCUCAAAGAUGAUUCCGAUAAAAGAUUGUUAUGUUGCAGAAGAAAUCUGUCAAGAUGGACGGAACUAAUCCGAGUUCCGUCUACAGGCUUGGAGGUACCUCCAGACGAUGGCUUCUCUUGGAGAAAAUGUGGACAAAAUGAAAUUCUUGGUUCAAAAUAUCCAAGAGCCUAUUACAGGUGCACCCACCGAAAUGUACAAGAUUGUAUGGCUACAAAGCAAGUACAGCGAUCAGAUGAUGACCCAACAAUAUUUGAGAUCACUUACCACGGAAGGCAUACUUGUACUCUAGCCUCACAUGUAGUGCCUUCCCCAGGACCAUUGGAAAAUCAAGACCAAGGAACCUCUUCUGUAUGGUCCACGUAUUGGAAAGUAUUUUCAAUGCUGAACUGCAAUACCUCUUUGGUGGCAGAGCCACAGCCCUCAGAACAAGCAAUCAGAAUGUCAGGGUCACAACCUCCUCGUAUUGGAAGUACUCCCCGGAGUGAGGUCCAUCACUGUGAUUUCGAGGAACAGGAGCUCAAAGGUGACUCCAAGAAAAGAAAAACUCUGUCAAGAUGGACGGAACUAAUCCGAGUUCCGUCUACAUGCUUGGAGGUACCUCCAGACGAUGGCUUCUCUUGGAGAAAAUAUGGACAAAAAGAAGUUCUCGGCACAAAAUAUCCAAGAGCCUACUACAGGUGCACCCACCGAAAUGUACAAAAUUGUUGUGCUACAAAGCAAGUAAAGCGAUCAGAUGAUGACCCAACAAUAUUUGAGAUCACUUACCGUGGAAGGCAUACUUGUACUCUAGCCUCACAUGUAGUGCCUUCCCCAGGACCAUUGAAAAAUCAAGACCAAGGAACCUCUUCUGUAUUGUCCACGUAUUGUAAAGCAUUUUCAAUGCUGAACUGCAAUACCUCUUUGGUGGCAGAGGCACAGCCCUCAGAACAAGCAAUCAGAAUGUCAGAGUCACAACCUCCUCGUAUUGGAAGUACUCCCCAGAGUGAGGUCCAUCACUGUGAUUUCGAGGAACAGGAGCUCGAAGAUGACUCCAAGAAAAGAAAAACUCUGUCAAGAUGGACGGCACUAAUCCGAGUUCCAUCUACGGGCUUGGGAGAAGCUAUUACUGGUGCAUAUCCGGAAAUGUACAAGGUUGUCUGGCUCAAAAGCAAGUUCAGCGAUCUGAUGACGACCCAACAAUCUUUGAGAUCACUUACCACGGAAGGCACACUUGUACUCUAG
This is a messenger RNA of Durio zibethinus, 3924 nucleotides long. NCBI's taxonomy places the organism in Eukaryota, Viridiplantae, Streptophyta, Magnoliopsida, Malvales, Malvaceae. The record is from RefSeq and is a predicted model, not a curated record.